GCCUCUUCUCAUUUAGACAAAAAUUCAGUAGCCAGAAUGCAGGGGCGGACUCUUAACUCCGGCUUUUCAGAUUCAGACGAACUCUAAAUCUAUUCUAUGCUAUAAACUUCUACUUGAAACAUUAAAUAACUUUCUCUGUGUAGUAAAGAAGUAAAAAUGGGUGUAAGUAAUAUGACUUUGGUGAAAAUAGGGGCCAUAGGGGGAGUAGCGACUGUCACAAUGGGAUUUUUUUAUAGAAAUAAGGUUGACCAAAACAUUAAAAGCACUGUUUAUUACAAGGAAGCUUUAAAAACUGUGAGAACCAACAAAGGGGCUGUUCACCUACUUGGCGAACCGAUCAAAGAAGGAAAAAUCGACAUAGAUGAUACAGAAACAAACUUCACUAAAGAACAUUCGGCUCGUUAUGAAGUUCCAGUGAGAGGGCCAAAACAGAAAGGAAAAAUAUACUUUUGGGCUAGUAAACACAACAGCGAAUGGGUUGUCAACAGGAUAGAGUUAGGUUUAGAAGAUGAACCCAAUAGAAGAUUACUAAUUAAAAAUCUCGACCCGUAAAUCAAUAAAAGUAUAUUCAUAAGUUGUAUAUUCACAAAAUUAAUAAAUUACCAAAAGUUGUUGGGUAAAAUUCC
This is a messenger RNA of Tribolium madens (black flour beetle), 626 nucleotides long. RefSeq lists its product as uncharacterized. Gene Ontology annotation, cellular component: mitochondrial inner membrane. The coding region runs from base 157 to 552 and encodes 131 amino acids. Lineage: Eukaryota; Metazoa; Arthropoda; Insecta; Coleoptera; Tenebrionidae. The transcript is spliced from 2 exons. The record is from RefSeq and is a predicted model, not a curated record. Gene Ontology annotation, biological process: mitochondrial respiratory chain complex I assembly; mitochondrial respiratory chain complex IV assembly.